Molecule: messenger RNA, 666 nt
Organism: Leptosia nina
Lineage: Eukaryota; Metazoa; Arthropoda; Insecta; Lepidoptera; Pieridae
Source: the annotation of a GenBank genome assembly
AUGCAAGAAACCGUUAGAAAUUCAAACUCAAAAAGAACAUCUUUGUUUGGUUCGUUCCUGGAAAUCCUUGAAGCCAGAGAAAAACAAGCGAAUAUCGAAAGACAAUUGCAAGAAGAAAAAUAUCAGAAGAGGACACAAAAGAUCUAUGACUUUCAUGCUCGCCAACAGCGGGAGGUGGCAGAACUCCAGCAGUGCUUGGAGUAUAUCUCGCAACAUGCCCACGUGCUGGAGUCUGCGCUGCGAGGGGGAAGCGAGGAAGCCGUGCCGCUCUCGGGUUCGUUGAUGCGGCAGGCUGCUGCGCUGCAGCACUGCAUGGCUCAGUGCGUCGCCAACGCGUCGCGCAUAAGGCAGUUGCUGACAUCGGCACAUCGCCCGCAAAUGGACUCCAUGCUCGCUAAAAUGGAAGCGGAGCUGGGCGCGGGGACGGCGUUCCUACAGCGCGCGAUGGACGCCACCAACAGCACCGAGGUGACCAUCGACAACCUGCACAAUCUGAUCGCCGAGCAGCGCCGCUGCGUGCGCGAGGUGUCGUCGAGCGCGGUGUUCGCGUCGCCGUGCGGCGCGGGCGACGACGGCGAGACGAGCUCGUCUCCGCCCGCACCUAGCACACCGUUCGCGGACCGGCGACCUUCGACGAUGUGCAGCACGCCGAUUCAGAGGGAAUAA